Molecule: messenger RNA, 580 nt
Organism: Cylas formicarius (sweet potato weevil)
Lineage: Eukaryota; Metazoa; Arthropoda; Insecta; Coleoptera; Brentidae
Exons: 4
Coding region: 102-449 (115 amino acids)
Source: RefSeq, a predicted model, not a curated record
CGCGCGUUCCAAUUUUUUGACAGCCUUUUGACGCCGCUUUUCAAAAUUAAUCGUACCUCGCGCAAAAAAAAUAUGUCUCCAGUCCAUGGCGGGGCGCGUUGAUGGACCAGCUGACAUGUCAGAUAUGUGGCGACAAAUUAGCUUUCAAUCCGGAAUGCCCUUGCUCGUUAGGUGAGCACUUGUUGAGCCGUCAUCCUGAAUUGGAAAUGGCGCAUUUUUCACGCGAAGAUUUGUUUUGCCGCUGCAGUUCCGAGAGAAUUCCGCAAGACCACGCCCCAAAAAAGAAACCUUCUCCGUCGGUGAGAUUUAGAACUAAGUCUCGUAGCGGUCAAGCUCUUUUCAAGACGACUGUCGAGACUUGGAGACCCGGGCCUCGGAUGGUCACUUGUCCUCAAUGCAAUUACUUAGAGCGGCCUUGUAUCAGAAAGCAAAGAAACAGAGUAAGUUGAAGUUGCGUACUCGACCAUAGGUGCGUUGUGUCUCCUAUUGUGCUGGCCGAUUUGCUUCCUCCCUUUUUUUCUUCCGCAUGGUAGCGAUAUCGAAUUGUUUUGCAAGAAAUGCGGAGCCUUUCUGGGCAGAU